AUGUUCUGUCUUCAGUCCUUGGCAUUGAAUUCAAACAAGUUUACCGGCACAAUACCCCCUACGCUCGGUUUACUCUCAAACCUCUUCUGGCUGGAUCUGGCUGACAAUCAGCUCACUGGAUCUAUCCCGGUCUCCACAGCAACAACGCUGGGGCUCGACCAACUUACCCACACGAAGCACUUCCACUUCAACAAGAACCAGCUGUCUGGAACACUCACAGGCCUCUUCAACUCCAACAUGAGCCUGAUCCACAUACUGUUCGACAGCAAUCAACUGACUGGCCCGGAUACCAGAGGAGCUAGGGGGCAUUUCAUCGCUCCAAGUUCUCCUACUAGAUAGGAACAGCCUUAAGGG
Molecule: messenger RNA, 354 nt
Organism: Zea mays
Lineage: Eukaryota; Viridiplantae; Streptophyta; Magnoliopsida; Poales; Poaceae
Product: probable leucine-rich repeat receptor-like protein kinase At5g49770
Exons: 5
Coding region: 1-339 (112 amino acids)
Molecular function (GO): protein binding
Source: RefSeq, a predicted model, not a curated record